UUCCCUCACAGGCAUGGAGGAAAAGGGGAACAGAUGAAGAGAACCUGUCUGGAACUGUGAGAAGCCUGGAAUUUCUUCAGCCUGUUUCAGUCCUUUAGAGACAAGCAAUGCCUGCAGGAAUGAAUAAACAUGGAUCUCGAUCUACUACCUCUUUGCCCCCGGAUCCUAUGGAGAUUGUCAGGAGCAAAGCCUGUUCCAGAAGGGUCAAGCUUAAUGUGGGGGGCUUGGCACAUGAGGUUUUAUGGCGAACCCUGGACAGGUUACCACGGACAAGGUUGGGUAAACUCAGAGAUUGCAAUACUCAUGAAUCCCUAAUGGAUAUAUGUGAUGAUUAUAACUUGGAAGAGAAUGAAUAUUUCUUUGAUAGGCACCCUGGGGCAUUUACUUCUAUCUUGAACUUCUACCGCACGGGCAAGUUGCACAUGAUGGAGGAAAUGUGUGCCUUGUCCUUCAGCCAAGAACUGGACUAUUGGGGGAUUGAUGAGAUUUAUCUAGAGUCUUGUUGCCAGGCAAGGUACCACCAGAAAAAGGAACAGAUGAAUGAAGAGCUCAAGAGAGAAGCAGAAACAAUGCGGGAAAGGGAAGGAGAGGAGUUUGAUAACACUUGCUGUGCAGAAAAGAGGAAAAAACUCUGGGACCUUUUGGAGAAGCCCAAUUCUUCUGUAGCGGCCAAGAUUUUGGCCAUUAUUUCCAUCAUGUUCAUUGUGCUCUCUACAAUUGCCUUGUCUCUAAACACUCUUCCUGAGCUUCAGGGCACAGAUGAGUAUGGACAUCCUACAGAUAACCCUCAGUUAGCCCAUGUGGAGGCAGUGUGCAUUGCAUGGUUUACAAUGGAAUAUCUCUUGCGUUUCCUCUCUUCUCCUAAGAAAUGGAAAUUUUUCAAAGGACCACUGAAUGCCAUUGACUUGUUGGCAAUCUUGCCCUAUUAUGUCACCAUCUUCCUCACAGAAUCCAACAAAAGUGUACUUCAGUUCCAAAAUGUGCGGAGGGUAGUCCAGAUAUUUCGUAUCAUGAGGAUACUCCGAAUUCUAAAGCUGGCCAGGCAUUCCACUGGUUUGCAGUCUCUGGGAUUUACAUUGAGGAGAAGCUACAACGAGCUUGGAUUGCUUAUUUUGUUUUUGGCCAUGGGCAUUAUGAUCUUUUCAAGCUUAGUGUUUUUUGCAGAAAAAGAUGAGGAUGAUACAAAAUUCAAGAGCAUCCCAGCAUCUUUCUGGUGGGCAACAAUAACUAUGACAACUGUUGGCUAUGGAGACAUCUACCCUAAAACCCUCUUAGGUAAGAUUGUUGGUGGGUUAUGCUGUAUUGCUGGGGUCUUAGUGAUUGCCCUUCCAAUCCCAAUCAUUGUAAAUAACUUUUCAGAGUUCUACAAAGAACAGAAGAGGCAGGAAAAGGCCAUUAAGCGUAGAGAAGCCCUUGAAAGAGCAAAAAGGAAUGGGAGCAUUGUGUCCAUGAAUAUGAAGGAUGCUUUUGCACGUAGUAUAGAACUGAUGGACAUAGUUGUUGAAAAGAAGGGCGAAAAUGCAGGCAAAAAGGAUAAAGUUCAGGACAAUCAUUUAUCCCCAAGCAAAUGGAAAUGGGCCAAAAGAUCACUCUCUGAAACUAGCUCCAACAAAUCUUUGGAGACAAAGGAACAAGGGUCACCUGAAAAAGCUAGGUCUUCCUCCAGUCCUCAGCAUCUAAAUGUUCAGCAACUGGAAGACAUGUACAACAAAAUGGCAAAAGCUCAGUCACAGCCAAACCUCAAUUUAAAGGAGACAAGUCAACCCACCAAGCAAAAAGAAGAACUAGAAAUGGAGGCCAUUCCUGGCCCAAUGGUCCCUUUGCUGACUACUCGGGCAGAUGGAAUAAUUGACAUGAGAAGCAUGUCAAGCAUAGACAGUUACAUAAGCUGUGUGACAGAAUUUCCUGAAGCUGGGAGAUAUUCCCAUAGCCCACUGACUACACUGACCAGCAAAGGUGGGAAACAUCCACUUCAGGAUCCAUAUAGACUGGAAGGAAGCGGGGCCAAAUUCAUGGAAAUAAAGCCAAACUUGGAAAGUGGCCAUUGCUCAACCUUUUUCAUAGAGAGCCCCAAAAGUUCAAUAAAACUCAUUAAUCCUCUAAAACUGAGAUCUCUAAAGGUUAAUUUUAUGGAAGAGGAUGCUGUAGGGUCAGCAGCUUCAAAUGUCCUAAGAAUAUACCCAGAUACCAUCAAGAACAGGGGAGCUACAGGUGCUGCUACAGAUAGUUCUGGACAUUCUGACCGGUCUCUAAUGAGUCCAGAAACUUCUGUUUAUACUACUGCAAGUGCUAGAACCCCUACAAAGUCACCUGAGAAGCAGACACCAAUUGUUCUUAACUUCCAUGAUGCUGGCAUUCAUAAAUUUAUUGAUGCUGACACGGAUGAUGAAGGUCAGUUGCUUUAUGACUCAAGCCCUCCAAAAGCCUCUUCAGGAUACACAAGCCCCAAAUGCAGCACUUCUCAUAGGGGCUAUUUAAGGCAACGAGAUAAUGUUUGUAGAACAGAGAAGGACCACUUAGCAACAGCUGCUUUGUCCUCCUCACCCAAGCUUUUAGGGCAAAAUUGCCUUUAUUCCAUGGAAAGUAUCACUGGAAGAACCCAUGGUAACCAGGAAACUAUCAAAUUAGAUAAUCAUAUUUCACCUGAGGUUCACAUAUUACCAGGUGGAGGAGGAGGAGGUGGUCACGGUAACAUGCAUGAUCAAAAUAUCUGAUCAGUGCUGCAGAAUGUUGGUUAACAACUGACAGGAAUGCCUUUACACUCAACACACAAAGAAGAGAUUCUGCAUGGCAUGAACUUUUGACUGAACAAGCCACCUGUUUUGUAAACAUCAGAAGGAUGUCUUGAAAUGGGAUUAAGGAUAAUACCUCCUCUGGAUCUACUCAAAAUUCUUACUCCAACCACACUACAGUCAUGAAGUAAAAUGAAGUUUGUGCACAUCUUGAUCAUAAAUUGAUCUCCUUUCAACUUCCUUUACAGAAGCCAGUGUGACCAAUUCUUCCACUCAUUCACUCCUUUAACAUAGACCUCUUUUGUGGCAAUACCAGUAUCUGACUUGCAUUAUCAUCUUAAAGUGAUCUAGAUAUCCAUAGUCAAAUACUGGAACAAAUUGUAGAUGUGAUCAGAAAUGCAACACUUUAUGCUUAAAGGUAACUAUUCCAAACAUCCCCAUCCAU
Candoia aspera is the source of this 3177-nucleotide messenger RNA. RefSeq names its product potassium voltage-gated channel subfamily B member 1 (gene KCNB1). The record is from RefSeq and is a predicted model, not a curated record. Gene Ontology annotation, molecular function: protein binding; delayed rectifier potassium channel activity. Gene Ontology annotation, cellular component: neuronal cell body membrane; voltage-gated potassium channel complex; postsynaptic membrane. NCBI's taxonomy places the organism in Eukaryota, Metazoa, Chordata, Lepidosauria, Squamata, Candoiidae. The transcript is spliced from 2 exons. The coding region runs from base 108 to 2714 and encodes 868 amino acids. Gene Ontology annotation, biological process: action potential; protein homooligomerization; potassium ion transmembrane transport.